Messenger RNA from Cynara cardunculus var. scolymus (artichoke), 1859 nucleotides. Its product is annotated as probable receptor-like protein kinase At1g80640. Gene Ontology annotation, molecular function: ATP binding; protein kinase activity. Bases 33 to 1496 code for a protein of 487 amino acids. Gene Ontology annotation, biological process: protein phosphorylation. The transcript is spliced from 10 exons. The record is from RefSeq and is a predicted model, not a curated record. NCBI's taxonomy places the organism in Eukaryota, Viridiplantae, Streptophyta, Magnoliopsida, Asterales, Asteraceae.
GAACAAUGGGGUAACAUUUCAAAAUUCAAAGCAUGAAACCAUCAAAGGACAAAGCACAUAAAUUUUGGGACUAUCCUCCAUUCUUAGCUGCCUUUCUCUUCUUUUGUCUCCCCCUUUCCAUUCUAAACGAAUCUUUCUCCAGAAAAAUGGAGAUGAAUCUUCUUUUCAUGAUACCCAUUUUGGUUUUAUGUUCUUUUCCUCUGUUUACACUCCCAAUUCAUGCUUUUACCACCGACCCUCCUCUUUCUUCCAUGGCUGACCCUCUUCUUCCCACUCAGAAAAAACCUCCAUUUUCUCAAAUACCCACAGAACACGAAGCUCCUUCUCCAGGAGUAUCAGAAAUCAGAGUAAUUCACCAUGAGGAUUUGAACAAGAAGAUUCUUGUAGCACUCAUUGUUGCUUCAUCUCUUCUUGCUGCAAUUCUGCUGUUGUUAUCAUGCUUUUGGAUCUAUAGGUUCAAAUCCUCAAAAAGAACCUCUAAUAUGAACAAAGCCCAACAAAGUCAAGAUGCUUUAAAAGGGUUGUCACUUGGUCCAAUUUUGGAUAAAUUUAAUCCUUUGAGAAUGGCUGGUAAGAAGGGAUCGGUGACCGUUAUCGAAUACGAGUGGUUAGUGUCUGCAACAAAUGGUUUUCAUGAAGACAAUAUCAUAGGCCAUGGAGCAUUUGGGAGUGUGUACAAGGCUUGUUUUAAUGAUCAUUUCCUUGCAGCUGUGAAAAGAAUCCAUGGUGGUGGACCAGAUGCCCAAAGAGGAUUUGAGAAUGAGAUCAAUUGUUUAAGCAGAGUUCAGCAUCAGAACAUUGUUAAUCUUUUGGGUUAUUGCAUACAUGGUGAGACCAGGUUUUUGGUCUAUGAAAUGAUGCAUAACGGUUCCUUAGAGUCCCAGUUGCAUGGUCCGUCUCAUGGAUCUGGUUUAAGUUGGCAGCACCGAAUGAAAGUUGCACUCGAUAUUGCAAGAGGACUAGAGUAUCUUCACGAGCGUUGUAGCCCGCCUGUGAUUCAUAGAGAUCUGAAAUCGUCGAACAUUCUUCUAGGUUCCAACUUCAAUGCUAAACUUUCUGAUUUCGGACUUGCCAUCACGGGCGGGAUUCAUGGCAAGAACUACGUAAAGCUUUCAGGAACGUUAGGUUAUGUAGCUCCGGAAUACCUCUUGGACGGUAAACUUACAGAUAAAAGUGAUGUCUACGCAUUUGGGGUUGUACUACUCGAGCUUUUGAUAGGAAGAAAACCCGUGGAGAAAAUGUCACCAUCUCAAUGCCAAUCUAUUGUCACAUGGGCAAUGCCGCAGCUAACGGACCGAUCGAAGCUUCCUAGCAUUGUUGAUCCCGUGAUUAGAGAUACAAUGGACUUGAAACACUUGUAUCAAGUUGCUGCCGUAGCCGUGCUAUGUGUACAACCCGAGCCGAGUUACAGACCAUUGAUUACAGACGUUUUGCAUUCGUUCAUCCCACUCGUACCCGUCGAGCUCGGAGGGUCACUAAGAAUUACCGAAUCUUGAUUAGAUCAUCUCUGCACUGACUCGUGUGUGUACAGAUUAUAGUUUUCAUGGAAACAACUGUUUUACUGUUUGGAGUAGAGGUCAUAUCUGUAUACAUCCUACCCUAAAACCCCACCUAAAACCAGACAAACCCAAUAUAUCCCACUUGGUGGUGGUGUCUGGGGAGGGUGAGAUGUACACAGAUCUGACCUCUAUCCAACCUCAAACCGUGUAUCUGAGUGGAAUAUACUGAGUUAGUUUGAUUUGGUUACGUGAAUUGUAAUCCAUGCAUUUAUGGGUGUACUUUUACUCAUAAUUGUUGGAUUUUGGCCAAGUACAAUGUACAUGAGAUUAAUAUUUAAUGUGGUAGCCCAUAAAACAGCU